Oryzias melastigma (Indian medaka) is the source of this 3687-nucleotide messenger RNA. RefSeq lists its product as uncharacterized. The record is from RefSeq and is a predicted model, not a curated record. Bases 132 to 3647 code for a protein of 1171 amino acids. NCBI's taxonomy places the organism in Eukaryota, Metazoa, Chordata, Actinopteri, Beloniformes, Adrianichthyidae. The transcript has 21 exons.
UAAUCAGACUAAACCAGCCUCACCUGCGUCCAGCUUCCCAGACAGCCAGGUGAUAAGGUCACCUGGCUGCAGUGAAUGGCUCUCCUCUGCACACAGAUACACCUUUCAGAGUUUGUGUUUUCAGCCUCAGCAUGACAACUGCUGUGAUCGUCUUUGGCCUGGCAUGGUUCUGCUGGGGAUUUAAAGGAGUGGCUGCAGACCAACUGGAGGCAGGUUUUAUUCAGUGGGAGUGUCGUGAUCGACACCUGUGGAUCCUGGUGGUCUCUGCUCAGGCGCCACGCCUGGAAGCUGUCGAUGGAAGCGAGGUCCAUCUGAUUGACAAGCAGCUGGCCUCGCGCUGUGGCUACACCAUCAGUUCCUUAAAGCCUGAGCCAUUCUACUCCUUCAGAGCCUCCUACUAUUCCUGCUUCACCCACAACCAGAACGACGAGGCGUUCGUGUUCAAAUUCAAUGUGAUGGUGAGUGACCGCAGUGGCAGGUGGAGCAGCCGGUCUGUUUCUGCGCUCUGUCCCGGUCUGGUUUGGACCCACAGAGAGAUCAUCUGUGAGGAAGACUACAUGGAGGUGAACGUGAACAGACAGUCCUCGUGUGGGAGCCAGGCGGGAGAGGCGGCACAGGUGUGGCAGGAAGCUCUCUUUCAGGCUCAGAAGACGGCUAGUUUUGCUUGGCAGCUGAUGUUCCUACAAGAGGAUGGACGAUUUCCCUCCAUGUCUCCCGUGGAGGCGCAGAGGUGGGGUUACAGCCUGACGGCCUCCACCCACAGGCUGGUACUUCGAGCUCCAUACAAACGCCCACAUGCUACACUUACAAAGGUGGACGGGGUCCCCAUUGAGGUUCUCAAGGUGUUCCUGUUCUUCAAACAGAAGCUUCUGGUGGUGAUGAUUGACAUGUCUAUAGCCUGCCCCGUCAAUUCUGCCAUGUUUGACGGCACCCGAUUACAGUGGGAUAUCCCCCAGAUUAUACCCCCUCUGGUUGGGGAUGGAGCAAAAUUUGAAAGUCAGAACUUCAGUCUGGGAGUGGAGGGCCAUCUGCUGGACAAGCCCACUGCUGCUGCCAGAGGACUGAGCCUGAUUCAACAAGGUGGACUGGUCAAACUUGGAGUUCCUUUUGGGGCAGAAGGUGGUUACACAAAGAGUAUCGUUCUGGAGAACCUGUACAAGGAGGCAUACAUGACGGAGCUCUUGUAUGAACAUGUCUUCUUGCUGGUGUUUGAAGAUGGCAGCAGCUUCCACACUAAACACAGAAUGUUGAAAGUGCUGGAAACGCCUCUGAUCUGUCGCGUGCCUUUCAUCCUCAACAAAACGAUCAGUGAGCAGCAGAUGUUCAGCAUCUACCUGGGAAACAUUCCUGCAGACGUCUUCUUGGAAGAAGUUCGGAUAAAUGGAAAGCAGCUGCUGGUGUCGGGGGAGCCGCGGCCGGGCCUGGGCAUCAGGCCUGUCGUGCACCUGAACGGAAGCCGUGGUUAUGAGCUUCAGCUGGCCUUUGAUGAUCCAGUUGUCCGCUGGACGAACAUGGGUGGAGGUGUGGUGCUGUACACCAUAGAUGCAAACUUCACACUUGCCGUGAUGCCACAAAGGCAGACCUACCACUACAACACUGUCAUCACAGCAAAGGUGCUGAAUGCAUUCCCUCCAGAAAUCACAGCUCAGUGUUUGGAAGGAGGAAUCUCCUUCAGUGUGGUGAGACCCACAAUCAGUCUCUGGGAAGUCGGCAUCGACCAGGAGCCGUUGACGGUGGAUCUGGUGGCACAAAGAGGGUAUCGCCUUUUGAACGACACUGUCCGAACAGUCCUCGAGGUCCCCAUCUUCUCUGUUGGAUACACUUAUGAAGAAAUCAACUUGUCAAACUUCUAUGCAACAUUCAAACUCCUUUUAAGAGACUCUAAAACGCUGGAGAUCCAAGCAUCAACCUCCAAACGCUGCCUCUUCAAAACCAGAGACAUGAUAGUCUGCUCGCCAGAUGGGACCAUGACAGUGGUGGCAACCCCAACCUCCACCUGGCCCUCAGUACAGCCUGAGAGGACCAGUCUGCUAGACCGCCACUGCAGGCCUAAACAGACCGACGCAAGCAGAGCUCUGUUUGAGUUUAAGCUGGACUCCUGUGGGACCAGAGCUGUGACAGGGGACUGGUAUGUGGUUUACGAGAAUGAGAUUCUACACGAUCGGCAACUAAUCGCAGACGGCCCAAACUUCAUCUCCAGGGAGCCUCAGUUCAAGGUAACGGUGAGGUGCUUCUACCCCCUCAGCUCCAUCAACAGAUUAUCUGUAGACCGGUUCUCAGAAGCUCCUGGAAUUGGAUCCAUCAAAGUCUUUCAGAGCCACAAAGACCCUCAGAACAAACAGUGUCCACAUCAGCCGAACUCCCCCCUGGACCAGUUUCCCCCUAACGUGGCGGCAGGUGAAAACGUGCCCCAGAGGAGCCUUACCCUUCAACCUGAGAAGAGUCACUCAAUUCCAGAACUGCUGAAUUCCAACCGGCUUGCCUCCACAAAUCCAUUAAAAUCUCUGGAAACUCAAACACAGCAGGUCCCAGAACUGAACAGGUUGCCAGACGGUAGAACACAGUGGGUACGUUUCAAGAUGCCGAACCAGAGUCCUGCGGGGCCAACUUGGGAAGGACCAAAUGAAAACUUGUCAAAGUUAUUUAGUGGGAUUUCUGACACUCUAGGCAGUGGAGAUCUAACGGGUUGGGGUCAGAAAACUCAGCCACUUGGCUCCCCAGGUUAUGACAUUAACACAGAAGGGCCAAUCCACCAGCCUGCAAGUUCACAUGAACUGCCUCAUGCUCCUGACCUCCACCCACUCCUACCACCACAGUACCACAUUGGAGAUAAGUUGCUUGUGCCCAGCAGAGACAAAACACAGGCCCCAAUUUCCUCCACAUACAAGGUCACUGACUGGUCCAAGAAAGUACUGGAGCCUCUUGGGACCCGAAUAACGACCCUGGUAAGCAGAGACGCCCAGGCCCCAAAUGGAGGUGAGAUGGAAAACAAGAACGUUCAGAGCAUAAGAGUCAAACCUCCAAGUAAAUUUAAAUAUUCAAGCCCAAAUCUCAACCAAAAACCUCUAGUCCAGAAAGUAAACCCUCAGACAGAAAACCUUCAUGCAUCAAGCAGACAGAUGAACCUCUGGACACCCCAACAGAUCUUCGACAACAGAAACUCAAACACAAGGGAGGACCAUGCCUUUCAGGGAUCAAAGGUCUCAUCACUGCAGGAACCAACUCUACACGGGAUCAAACCAGAUCCGUUGAAACCAGGCACUGGUCCAUCCCCAAAGCAUACAACACAGCAGAAGAAAUGGGUCCCAUCCUUGGUGGAAACGGGCCAAAAAAAAUGGGAGUUGUCUGAGGGAGGUGACCUUCAAAGUGCAGGGAUGCCUCAUGUUGGAUAUGGAGAUACGGGAAAUGUUCGAUCUGUGGUCCAGAAUCCAGAGAUGACUUCCAGGAUGCACCUCCACAGCUCUGCGCACCAGAUGGGGUUCAACACAAAAAACAUGAACUCCUCAGUCGCAUCCUGGUCGACUCUAGAAAACAGUUCAGAAGACUUGGACCAGAGGAGGUCAUUGAGCUGUGGAGGAGAGUCUGACCUGCGAGGGACUAGUGUCCAUCAAGGUCUUAUCAGACGAACAGGCAAAUGGAUCAGCUGAAGGUUGACUGCAAAUUAUUAAAGAUAAUUUUUUCCCCUCA